This is a messenger RNA of Tripterygium wilfordii, 1790 nucleotides long. Its product is annotated as elongation factor Tu, chloroplastic. The record is from RefSeq and is a predicted model, not a curated record. Gene Ontology annotation, cellular component: mitochondrion. NCBI's taxonomy places the organism in Eukaryota, Viridiplantae, Streptophyta, Magnoliopsida, Celastrales, Celastraceae. Gene Ontology annotation, molecular function: GTP binding; translation elongation factor activity; GTPase activity. Bases 102 to 1559 code for a protein of 485 amino acids. The transcript has a single exon. Gene Ontology annotation, biological process: mitochondrial translational elongation.
UUCUGUAGAGAUAACAAAACACAUCCUCUCCUCCCAAAAUCCCUACUCCUCUCACUCACUCACUCUUCCUCUCUGAACAAUCCAAUCCAAUCCAAUCCGCCAUGGCCAUUACAGCCUCUGCUUACUCUAAACUCGUAUACCCACAUGCCCCUCCUUCGCCUUCCCCCUCUUCCUCCUCCAACAAUCCCUAUCUCUUCUCUGCAAAUUCUUUGCCUUCAAAAUUGACACCCAAACCCCACCUCUCCUCCACCUUCUUGUCUUCAUUUACAAUCACUACCACGUCCUCCUACGCCUACCGCCUCUCCAGCCGUCGCACCUUCACUGUCCGCGCUGCUAGGGGCAAAUUCGAGCGCAAGAAGCCCCAUGUCAAUAUCGGCACAAUCGGCCAUGUCGACCACGGGAAGACUACCCUCACCGCCGCUCUUACCAUGGCCCUCGCCUCCUUGGGCGGCAGUGCCCCCAAGAAAUACGACGAAAUUGAUGCCGCCCCAGAGGAGCGGGCUCGUGGUAUCACUAUCAACACUGCCACCGUCGAGUAUGAGACUGAGAAUCGUCAUUACGCGCACGUUGACUGCCCCGGACACGCUGAUUAUGUCAAGAACAUGAUUACCGGUGCUGCCCAGAUGGACGGUGCUAUCCUUGUCGUUUCCGGCGCCGACGGCCCUAUGCCCCAGACUAAAGAACACAUCUUGUUGGCCAAACAAGUGGGUGUUCCCAAUAUGGUGGUGUUCUUGAACAAACAAGAUCAAGUGGAUGAUGAGGAGCUGUUGCAGCUCGUCGAGUUGGAGGUGCGUGAAUUGCUUUCUUCUUAUGAAUUCCCUGGUGAUGAUGUGCCCAUUGUUUCUGGGUCUGCUCUUUUGGCUUUAGAGGCAUUAAUGGAGAAUCCUAGUAUUAAGCGUGGAGAUAAUCAAUGGGUUGAUAAAAUCUAUGAACUUAUGGAUUCCGUGGAUAGUUAUAUUCCAAUUCCACAACGGCAGACUGAAUUGCCGUUUUUGCUGGCAGUUGAAGAUGUAUUUUCAAUUACUGGUCGUGGUACUGUUGCCACAGGUAGGGUUGAGCGUGGUACCGUUAAGGUUGGAGAGACAGUGGAUAUUGUAGGUCUGAGAGAGACUAGAAAUACUACUGUGACUGGUGUAGAAAUGUUUCAGAAAAUCCUUGAUGAGGCUCUGGCUGGGGAUAAUGUGGGUUUGUUGCUUAGAGGUGUUCAGAAGGUUGAUAUACAGAGAGGGAUGGUUCUGGCUAAGCCUGGAACCAUCACUCCACACACAAAAUUCCUUGCAAUUGUGUACGUAUUGAAGAAAGAAGAAGGUGGGAGGCACUCCCCAUUUUUCUCUGGGUAUAGGCCUCAGUUUUACAUGAGGACCACUGAUGUAACUGGCAAAGUGACUUCCAUUAUGAAUGACAAAGACGAGGAGUCAAAAAUGGUUAUGCCUGGUGACCGUGUCAAGAUUGUUGUUGAGCUCAUUAUGCCUGUUGCUUGUGAGCAAGGUAUGAGGUUUGCUAUCAGAGAAGGAGGGAAGACUGUUGGAGCUGGUGUGAUUCAGUCCAUCAUUGAGUAAUACUUUGGCAUGGCUGGAAAUGCUUUUAGCAUUUGAGUUGCGUGGAAUGGCUUCUUAUCUUGAGCUUUGUGAAAUUAGUAUCCACAAUUAGCUACUUCUUGAACCCCAUGUCAUAUAUCUUUUCAAUUUUGUGUUGCUUUUGAUUUGCCUUCAUGUUUAGCCUAGUCGGACAAUAUUCUUGUGAUAAUUCAAUCUUGCUCAGAUAUCUGUGUUAAGAGUGGUUUUUGUUUA